AUGCGAGCUUUCAGAUCUGCCGCCAACUUCGGAGCUGCUUCUAACAUCUACCGAAAGUCCUUCACCCCCGCUUCUAUUGCCUCUAACCGAUUUGUCUCUGCCAGAAUGAGCUCCAUCAUGACCGACAACGCCCGACCUAACACCGACAAGGUUGUUCAGGACAUUGCCGACUACAUCCAUGACUACAAGAUCGACUCCUCCGUCGCCAUGGAGACUGCUCGACUCUGUUUCCUUGACACUCUCGGCUGUGGUCUUGAGGGUCUCAAGUACCAGCAGUGUGCCAACAUUGUUGGCCCCGUUGUUCCCGGCACCAUUGUGCCCAACGGAACCAAGGUCCCCGGUACCGACUACCAGGUUGACCCCGUCCGAGGUGCCUUCAACAUUGGUACCAUCAUCCGAUGGCUCGAUUUCAACGACUGCUGGCUCGCCGCCGAGUGGGGACACCCCUCCGAUAACCUUGGCGGUAUCCUUGCCGUUGCCGACUGGCAGACUCGAUCCGCCAAGGCCGGUCUUGAGGGCAAGGUCUUCAAGGUCAAGGAUGUCCUCGAGGGCAUGAUCAAGGCCCACGAGAUUCAGGGAGGUCUCGCCAUCGAGAACUCUUUCAACCGAGUCGGUCUCGACCACGUUGUUCUCGUUAAGAUCGCCUCUACUGCCGUUGUCUCCGGCAUGCUCGGCCUCUCUCGAGAGCAGACCGCUGAUGCCAUCUCUCAGGCCUUUGUCGACGGUCAGUCUCUCCGAACCUACCGACACGCCCCCAACACCAUGUCUCGAAAGUCUUGGGCUGCCGGUGAUGCCACCUCUCGAGCCGUUAACCUGGCUCUGCUCGUCAAGAAGGGUGAGGGAGGUAUGCCCUCUAUCCUGACCGCCAAGACCUGGGGUUUCUACGAUGUCCUCUUUGGCGGCAAGGAGUUCAAGUUCCAGCGACCUUACGGCUCCUACGUCAUGGAGAACGUUCUCUUCAAGAUCUCUUUCCCCGCUGAGUUCCACGCCCAGACCGCCUGCGAGUCUGCCAUGCUGCUCCACGAGGAGCUCAAGAAGCUUGGCAAGACCUCCGAUGACAUUGCCUCCAUCAAGAUCCGAACCCAGGAGGCCGCCAUGCGAAUCAUCGACAAGAAGGGUCCCCUGCACAACUACGCUGACCGAGACCACUGCAUCCAGUACAUGGUUGCUAUUCCUCUCAUCCACGGCCGACUUACCGCUGACGACUACACUGACGAGAUCGCCUCCGACCCCCGAAUUGACGCCCUCCGAGAGAAGAUGGAGUGUGUUGAGGACAAGCGAUUCUCCGAGGAGUACCACGCCCCCGACAAGCGAUACAUCGGUAACGCCAUCGAGAUCACUCUCAAGGACGGCACCGUGCUCGACGAGAUCGAGGUCAACUACCCCAUUGGCCACCGACAGCGACGAGAGGAGGGUACCCCCGUUCUCCUUGAGAAGUUUGCUCGACAUCUCCGUGGACGAUUCCCUGAGGGACAGGUUGAGAAGAUUCUCGCUGCCUCUAACCAGGAUAUUGUCAACAUGGACAUUGACGAGUACGUUGACCUUUACGUCAAGAAGGACUAA
This is a messenger RNA of Yarrowia lipolytica CLIB122, 1563 nucleotides long. RefSeq lists its product as uncharacterized. Gene Ontology annotation, molecular function: 2-methylcitrate dehydratase activity; 2 iron, 2 sulfur cluster binding. Gene Ontology annotation, cellular component: mitochondrion. The record is from RefSeq and is a predicted model, not a curated record. Lineage: Eukaryota; Fungi; Ascomycota; Dipodascomycetes; Dipodascales.